ACGUCAUAACCAAGCGACGACAAGAAGUAGUGGAUGUAAACAAAUAAACAGACAUUGUAGGUAUUAUUCGCAUCUUUGCUGCAUAUUAUGAUUAAAUCCUGAGAACAGAUUUACAAACGACAGUCUUACGGUUUUCAGAGGUUGAAUUGUUCCAUGUUGCAAUUACUUUUUUGACGUUUGAAACGUUCGUUAGGUGGCCUCAUAUCAUUCGGCAUUAUUUGUUUUCUCAUCCCUCAGCCACCAGAAAAUGACAACGCUAACAAGACAAGACCUCAAUUUUGGCCAAGUGGUGGCUGACAUCUUGUGUGAGUUUUUGGAAGUGGCUAUUCAUCUCAUCCUCUAUGUACGAGAGGUGUACCCAUCUGGAAUAUUCCAGAAGAGAAAGAAAUACAAUGUACCUGUACAGAUGUCAUGCCACCCAGAGCUGAACCAAUACAUCCAUGAUACUCUUCACUGUGUAAAACCCCUCAUUGAGAAGAAUGAUGCAGAAAAAGUGGUGGUGGUCAUCAUGGACAAAGAGCAUCAUCCAGUUGAGAGAUUUGUCUUUGAGAUUUCACAGCCUCCUCUUUUAUCCAUCAGCUCUGAUACAUUGCUGUCACACGUGGAACAGUUACUGAGGGCGGUUAUCCUGAAGAUCAGUGUAUGUGAUGCAGUUCUGGAAAACAACCCACCGGGAUGUACGUUUACAGUGCUGGUCCACACCAGGGAGGCUGCCACGCGCAACAUGGAGAAGGUUCAGGUCAUCAAGGAUUUUCCAUGGAUAGUUGCAGAUGAGCAGGAAGUACACAUGCAGGAGCCCAGACUCAUACCCCUGAAGACCAUUACAUCAGACAUUGUGAAAAUGCAACUGUAUGUGGAGGAGAGGGCACAAAAGGCUUCAUAGAUCAAGCUUGACAAAACAAGAUGGCAAUCUCUGCACUGCAGCUGCCACAAUAAUCAACUAGUUGAGGUGUGCAUUUGGAAAAGUGGGGAUCUCUGGAUCUUCAUUCUAAUGCUUGAACUGUGAAAACUUUGAGAAAAAUAGUUUUUUUUGUCAUAGUUUGACUUGGCAAGAGGGGAUAGGCAGAGUCAGUUAUCGGUUCAGUACUGUAUCAUUGCUCAUCACAAUGAAAAUCAUUUUGUAUGUACAUAGUUAUUACAGCAAAGCCUAAGAGGAAUUAUCUGUGGUAUAGUGGGCACUUUUGUUCCCAUUCUAUUUGUUUCCAGUUGGUGUAUAAAGCAAUGUUUAAAUGUACCAUAGGCUGCGUUUACACAAGCAGCGCAAUACUGAUAUCUUUUCCCCUCAUUGGUCUUUGACCAACCACAUCUUUUCACAGAUCUUUUUUCAGAGCUGAUCUGGUUAAACAAAAGAGCAAUUAGUGAAAAAAAGAUCUGCAUUUGGCUGCCUGUCUAAAUGCAGCCCUUUUGUGUUGUAUGAAGCUAUGUUUACACUAUGAUGUUAAUUAUUGUGUUCACGAAAACAUGUUUUUUGGGGCAGUCUCGGGUGGAUACGGUCUACCUGGUUAAAGUUCUAGACCAGGGCUCUCUAACCCUGUUCCUGGACGGCAGCUCUCGAUGAACAGAGUUGCAUAGCCCUGAUUCUAGACAGUCGAUAACAGGAAUGACCAAACAGGUUGCAUGGUUUGAUAUUGUAAGUGUUGAACACUGACAUGCUCCAUAAGAAAGUACUCAACCCAAACUGCAAAAAUGCUUUGUAAAUAAAUGUGGAUUUAGUUGUUUUUGAUUUGUUUAGUAUUUGAGUUUUGUUUUUUCAUAAUGCAUUCUACUUUGGAAAAUAAAGUGUUUAGUAGACUAUAA
Salmo salar (Atlantic salmon) is the source of this 1797-nucleotide messenger RNA. It is a transcript of the gene mad2l2, whose product is annotated as mitotic arrest deficient 2 like 2. Lineage: Eukaryota; Metazoa; Chordata; Actinopteri; Salmoniformes; Salmonidae. Gene Ontology annotation, cellular component: zeta DNA polymerase complex. The record is from RefSeq and is a predicted model, not a curated record.